UGCCCGACUCUAAAACAUUUCCGGGUUCAAGAUGGUCGCCCAAGCUAUUUAGUGAGACUUCCUCCAUCCUUCUCCAUUCCACUCCGGUUUUUUAACCUGGAUGUGACGUCCUAAAGGACCCGACGGAAAUAGAACGGAAGGCGGUCUAAAAUGGCGAACCGUACUGUGAAAGAUGCGCACAGCAUCCACGGCACCAACCCUCAGUAUCUGGUGGAGAAGAUCAUUCGGACGCGCAUUUAUGAGUCCAAAUACUGGAAAGAGGAGUGCUUUGGCCUUACAGCUGAACUUGUAGUCGAUAAAGCCAUGGAGUUAAGAUUUGUGGGUGGUGUCUAUGGUGGCAACAUAAAGCCAACUCCCUUUCUGUGUUUGACCUUGAAGAUGCUUCAGAUUCAACCGGAGAAGGAUAUCAUUGUAGAGUUUAUCAAAAAUGAAGAUUUCAAGUAUGUCCGCAUGUUGGGAGCACUUUACAUGAGGUUGACAGGCACUGCAAUUGAUUGCUACAAGUACUUGGAGCCUCUAUACAACGACUACAGAAAAAUCAAGAGCCAGAACCGAAAUGGAGAGUUUGAACUGAUGCAUGUGGAUGAAUUCAUUGAUGAACUACUGCACAGUGAGAGAGUCUGUGAUAUCAUUCUGCCCCGGCUACAGAAACGCUAUGUGCUAGAGGAAGCUGAGCAAUUGGAGCCUCGGGUUAGCGCUCUAGAAGAGGACAUGGAUGACGUGGAGUCCAGCGAAGAGGAGGAAGAAGAGGAUGAGAAGUUGGAAAGAGUGCCGUCACCUGAUCACCGCCGGAGAAGCUACCGAGACUUGGACAAGCCCCGGCGCUCUCCCACACUACGCUAUCGGAGGAGUAGGAGUCGGUCUCCCAGAAGGCGGAGUCGGUCUCCCAAAAGAAGGAGCCCCUCCCCUCGCCGAGAAAGGCAUCGGAGCAAGAGUCCAAGACGUCAUCGCAGCAGGUCCCGAGAUAGACGGCAUAGAUCCCGCUCCAAGUCCCCAGGUCAUCACCGUAGUCACAGACACAGGAGCCACUCAAAGUCUCCUGAAAGAUCUAAGAAAAGCCACAAGAAGAGCCGGAGAGGGAAUGAGUAAUGGACUCAGUUUGGUUUUAGUCCACGUCACGUGGCCUUCUGUGGAGAUAAAGGCAUCUGUCUAUGUGGAAGAAUGAAGAUCUACUCCCCAGGCAGCUAUGAAAAUAUUCUGGAUUUUUUUUUUUUAACCAAAAGUUUUUUCACUUUUUCUUUUUUAAAUGAAAGAGGUGCUGAGUUUUGUAUCUUGUUUUGAAUCAUAAUCUGCAUUUUUGAGAGAUAAUGCUUCCUAAGGGCUGCUUUUGACCUUUGUACAACCAACCUUGUUUAUACUCAAAUUUAUGAGUGUAGAAUGGAUUGGAACAGAAGGUAUGAAACAAGGGGAGGAUGUGGCCACCUGGUGACCCUCUUGUUAUUAAAUUUGACACACCCA
This is a messenger RNA of Kogia breviceps (pygmy sperm whale), 1458 nucleotides long. It is a transcript of the gene PRPF38A, whose product is annotated as pre-mRNA processing factor 38A. Lineage: Eukaryota; Metazoa; Chordata; Mammalia; Artiodactyla; Physeteridae. The record is from RefSeq and is a predicted model, not a curated record. Gene Ontology annotation, cellular component: precatalytic spliceosome.